AUGGACAAUAAGAAAUGCUUAUUUGAGAGAUUUGGAGGCGAUCAAUAGGUUUCUGAACUCAUUGAUCAAUUCUAUUAUAAAGUCCUCUUCGAUAAAUUAUUAAGAGAUAAGUUUCUCAAAGCUGACAUGAGUCGUGUAAGAUAUCAAUAGAAGAGAUUCUUUUCUUAAAUGAUGGGUGAUAAAAACACUCAAUACACAGGCAGAGAUUUGAUUGAAGUUCAUAAAGAAUUGAACAUAUCAAAUUAGCAGUUCGAUAAAUUUAAGGUGCAUCUCAAAAACAUAGCACAGGACAUGGAAGUAGGAGGAGCAGAUUUGGAUGAAUUACUCGAUCACGUUGAAAAGUAUAGAGAAUAGAUUGUGUUUAAUAAGGCAGCGUGAUUCUAUAAUUAUACAUUCACAUAAACAAUUUCAUCUAUAUACUUUAC
Molecule: messenger RNA, 425 nt
Organism: Paramecium tetraurelia
Lineage: Eukaryota; Ciliophora; Oligohymenophorea; Peniculida; Parameciidae
Exons: 2
Biological process (GO): oxygen transport
Molecular function (GO): oxygen carrier activity; oxygen binding; heme binding
Source: RefSeq, a predicted model, not a curated record